Molecule: messenger RNA, 1985 nt
Organism: Pogoniulus pusillus (Red-fronted tinkerbird)
Lineage: Eukaryota; Metazoa; Chordata; Aves; Piciformes; Lybiidae
Gene: DUSP4
Product: dual specificity phosphatase 4
Exons: 4
Coding region: 44-1174 (376 amino acids)
Biological process (GO): endoderm formation; protein dephosphorylation; negative regulation of MAPK cascade
Cellular component (GO): nucleus; cytoplasm
Molecular function (GO): MAP kinase tyrosine phosphatase activity; protein tyrosine/threonine phosphatase activity; MAP kinase tyrosine/serine/threonine phosphatase activity
Source: RefSeq, a predicted model, not a curated record
CCCGGCAGCGGGCGCAGGAGCCGCGCCACCGCCGCUCCCCGCCAUGGUGGCCACCGAGGGGCUGCGGGAGAUGGAGGGCAGCGCGCUGCGACGCCUGGUGUGCCGCGACGAGGCCGGCGGCCCCGGCCGCUAUCUGGUGUUGGACUGCCGCCCCUUCCUGGCGCACAGCGCCGGCCACAUCCGCGGCGCCCUCAAUGUCCGCUGCAACACGAUCGUGCGGCGGCGGGCCAAGGGUGCCGUAAGCCUGGAGCAGAUCCUGCCGGCCGAGGCCGAGGUGCGGGCGCGGCUGCGCGCCGGGCUCUACGCUGCCGUCGUGGUGUACGACGAGCGCAGCCCGCGCGCCGAGGCCCUGCGCGACGACAGCACCGUGGCCCUGGUGGUGCGCGCGCUUCGUCGCGACACGGCGCGCGCUGACAUCCGCCUCCUGGCAGGGGGUUAUGAGCGCUUCUCUUCAGAGUACCCUGAAUUCUGUGCAAAAACCAAGUCCCUGAGCAAUGUGUCACCCACCACCAGCACUGAGACCCUGGAUCUGGGCUGCAGUUCCUGUGGGACUCCUCUUCAUGACCAGGGUGGCCCUGUGGAAAUCCUUCCCUUCCUCUACCUUGGCAGUGCCUACCACGCUGCCCGUCGGGACAUGCUUGAUGCACUGGGUAUCACAGCCCUGCUGAAUGUUUCCUCAGACUGUCCCAACCACUUUGAGGGGCACUACCAGUAUAAAUGUAUCCCUGUGGAGGAUAAUCACAAAGCUGACAUCAGCUCCUGGUUCAUGGAGGCGAUUGAGUACAUUGACUCCGUGAAGGAGUGUUGUGGCCGAGUCCUAGUCCACUGCCAAGCUGGUAUCUCCCGCUCAGCCACCAUCUGCUUGGCUUACCUGAUGAUGAAGAAGCGUGUCAAGCUGGAGGAGGCCUUUGAGUUUGUCAAGCAGCGCCGGAGCAUCAUCUCCCCUAACUUCAGCUUCAUGGGGCAGCUGCUGCAGUUUGAGUCACAGGUGUUGGCCACCUCAUGUGCAGUGGAAGCAGUCAGCCCCUCGGGGACACUGCGAGAACGGGGCAAGGCCACCUCCACCCCCACCUCUCAGUUUGUCUUCAGCUUCCCUGUUUCUGUUGGUGUCCAUGCCACUCCCAGCAGCCUCCCAUACCUGCACAGCCCCAUCACCACGUCACCCAGCUGUUAGCUCAGGGGCUGAGGCUGGCCAGGCAGAUAGUGCCAGGCGUGGACGGGGCAGGUGGGCUUGGAGCCCCAUAAUGUUAAGCAAUAGUGCCGGACACUGCCAAUCACCCUGGACUCAACGUCUUUUUUCGUAGAGAAAUUUCUUACCUCAUCUUGAUCGUUUCGCUUUUUAAUUUUAGGUUUUGAGAGCACGGAAGUUGUAAAAGCCACGAACCCUGACACUGUCCAGGCUCUUUAUGGGAGGGAAAAAAAAAAUAGCAUACUGGGUUUCCUCAAGUGCCUGGUCUUCAUCUCUUUCCAUCCCUAGUUUAUUGUCUUGCCUUUUCUUUUUUUUGUAAAGAUACACACCCCCUUCUUUCCCACACCUGCCCCUAGCUCAUCUGGGUUGAAAAGGGAGCAUAUCCUCUUUUUGUUGAGCAGCAGCCCUCCCCUUGCACAGAUCGACAGGGGUGCAUGUGAUGGGUGCUGCUUACCUGAGCCAGUUACACUGGGUGACUAGCGAGCACUGCAGGUAGGGCCUUGGAGCAAGCAGGAGCAGCAGUGGCACAGUGCUGUCUGCAGUCAGCCUCCCCACUGCCAGUGCCUGGGGAGCUGAUGCAGAUUUGGUCUAAGCCUAGGAGAUGCCUCCUCUUCAGCCCCCUGGGAGCCUUAUUUCCCACCCUGCCUCUGUCCUUCCCGCCAGCCCCACUCCAGACACGAGAUGCCUGUGUGGCUGAUGUACAUAUGUAUGGUUUUGUUCCUUUUGUUUUUUUAAUUUUAGAAAUUAUUUAUUGCCUGAGGGAGGGAGAAAACAAAAAUAAACCUGUUUUCAACAA